AGCGCCGCCAGACGGACCCGGCACCCCGCCCGCAAGCAUGCGACUGGGAUUGGCCGUGUCUCCACUGACGCCUGGUGUCCGAACACAGGAGUGGAGCACCAUGAAGGGCCUGGUGAUCCUGGUGCUGUGUCUGAUGAUUGAUGGAGGACUGGGAGGCUUCUCGAAGGCAAGGACGAGUAAGAGCUACCUUAAAAACCACCUACUGACCUCGAAGGGCGAAGGGCGAGGGACAAACAGCAUCACCCAUGCUUCUCACAGCUCCAUUCCACUGCCCGGAAAUGAUGAGGAGGAUGUAGACGACGAUGAUGAUUACAUUGACGAUGACAUCUACAAAGUGGACUCUACGGGGUGUCCGGUGCCGUUUGGGGGCCGGUGCCGCUGCGCCAUGGCUAUGUACCAGAAGGCGGAGAAGUAUGUGGUCAACUGCACCAACACGGGAUUCACCAACGUGUCUGUGUUGAAUGCGCUUCCCGACAACACCGAGGUGCUUAUCUUCACUGGAAACUUCCUGGACAUUCUGCCGCCCAACCUGUUUGGAACAGAGUGGAACUUUGAGGACAUGGAAACCAUCGACAUGAGCAAUAACGGCAUCAAGGAAAUCGAUGGGCAGGCGUUUCACCGGGUCUCCUUCGUGAAGACGCUGAUCCUGAACCACAACAGUCUGUACAUCGUCGACAGCAAGCACCACCCGCGCGUCUUCAGCAACCUUAUCAGCUUGGAGUCGCUGCAUCUGACCAACGCCUUCACAGAGAAUGUUGACUCCGACUGGUACAUGUCCAGCCUGGAGAUCAUCUUCAAGACCAGCAUGCUAACCCGGCUGAAGAAGCUGCACCUCGAGCAGAACGAGCUCCGGGGUGUGCGUGACCCCAAGAUCUUCUGCACUCUGCCGUCCCUGGAGCAUCUCUACCUGGGCAGCAACCGGUUGACUGACAUCGACCUGGACCUGCUCUGCCUGCAGCGGCUUGCGUACGUGGACCUCGAGUACAACUCGAUCCUUCGACUUGAUUCCAACGCCACGGCGCUGCUGGACAAGCUGACAGCGCGCAACGCCAACUUCGCUGUCAAGCUCGUCGGCAACCCGUUCUUCUGCGAUUGCAAAAUUAAGCCGUUCUACCGCUGGCUGCUGAUGACGGAGACGCGCGCGCUGUACCACGAGAGCUACCGCUGCUUCGACGGCAAGCCCGCCUCCAACAGGGACGUGCCGGUGAUGCAGCUGAAGCACAUGGAGUGUGAUCGUGCGUCGCCGGCUCCCGUGGCGCGCACGUCCUCCGCUUCGUUGGUGCUCGGCGUGCUCGUCUUCGCCAUGUGCGUGCUGCUCUCGGUGGUCAUCUACAUGCAGCGGCACCGGCUGGUGCGCCGGGCCAAGAGCAUCCAGCCGCAGCUGCAGACGGCGAUCCAGAACGUGAAGCGCGCACGCCAGUACACCAACAUCGAGCGCGACGAGGAGGCGCCUGAGGUGUCGGUGUGAGUCGGGGCGGGGCGGCGGGCCGGAGCACGUCGCGGCCAUCCCGGCGGCCCACGAGGAGCCGAAAGAGGCCCGUCCAGCGCGAUCCGGCUCUCGGACCGGGGCCGAGUGAGGCAUGACCAACGAGGCGAGGGCAUUGCGGGCCGCGCCGCAGCCUGCCUCAGUGAUGAGGCCGGUCCGGUUCCUCCCUCACCGCGCGGGUGCGCGUCGCACGUGGACUACGGACGCGCGGUUACAGCGAAGGCGAUGGUGAACAGUCGGCAGCUUGGAUGUCCUGAGGGCCGGGUGGAGCACCAGCUGCUGUGCCGUGCUGCAUGGCGGCGCCUGGCCUGCGCCUGGUGACGACAGACCGGGAUGUGACGCGGUGUGAGCGUCGGUCAGAUCGGGCGUCGGUCGCUUCAGUGGGCCAUUCACUCCGUCUCUUACUCCGUCCGGGCGGUCUCUUCACUCCGUCCUGGCUGUGCGGCGCUCGCUCGGACGCACCCGAACACGCCGAACCAGGAGCGCGGGCGCAUGUCCGCCGAGGUUGUCGUUUGCGUUCGUCCUGUAGUGUUGCGUCGGUCGUGGUGGCGUUUUUAGUUAACGACAUCGUUUAGGUCACGACGCAUGCUCCAGACCGCUCCACGGAUGCGGCCCAAGAUCGCAGCGUCUGAUCACCUGUAUAUCCAUGUAUAGUCUACCCCAGCCCGUGCUAUGUCCACACCUAAAUGUUUUCCGCGGCAGCCGACACGAGGCCUGGCAGUUCCCUCAUUUAACACAUUUCGUAUUCAAUGUCGAGCCGUACAUGUGUGCAAUGCCGGUCGGCCUGCUCUUCAAGAUGAGGCACGUGCCUUGCCAGUCACUCUAUCGAGCUUCCAAGUGGGCUGCUGGGCGGCGGCGGCCUCCAGGGGCGACCAGCCGCAGGGCGCCCGUCAGCCGUCGGAUGUGUGCGUCACUGGAAUGGCCGCGCACGGGAGAUAGUGCGCGAUACCCUAACAGAAGAGCAUGGCUGAGUCUUGGGAUGCCACGGCUGCAUGAGAGUGAUGAUACUUUCGCCCAGUGCAUGUAUACGGUGCGGUGUUAAGCGUAGCCCAAGAACUGUGGGGGGUAAAUGUGAAUGCUGUGGAUCUGGAACGCGUCGCACAUACCCCGGUCACAGGAGCUGAUCGCGACUUUAAGCGUAUGAAAUGCCUGUCAUAUAGCUCCCAUUGUGCUUUGGCUAUGAUACACUAUGGAGUGAAACAUGGUGCCGUCCUUGUGCUUUACAUGCCUUGUAUAGGACAUUAUUUCGUAAUUUCAUACAUUGUUAACAUUUGCAUAGGGUGUAACUGUGCACGUGGUAAAGUUUAAUAAAUUAACACCGCCACUUGA
Messenger RNA from Pollicipes pollicipes, 2815 nucleotides. RefSeq names its product SLIT and NTRK-like protein 3. NCBI's taxonomy places the organism in Eukaryota, Metazoa, Arthropoda, Thecostraca, Pollicipedomorpha, Pollicipedidae. Gene Ontology annotation, molecular function: protein binding. Bases 38 to 1468 code for a protein of 476 amino acids. The record is from RefSeq and is a predicted model, not a curated record. The transcript has 2 exons. Gene Ontology annotation, cellular component: membrane.